UCGACCUAGAAGUUAAACCAACUUAGCUUGGCAUCGAUCAAAUUCAAUCGCCCAUUGAAUUUGAUACGAUCGGUCGCGUCUUCACCUCUCCUCCUCCACGUCCGCCAGGAUUAAGCGCACGCACCAGCAAAGGAUUACCCAAUACAACUGCCGCUCGUAGCAGUCCGAAAGUGUACACCAUGAGAAGUGCACUGUUCGUCGUGGCGCUUUGCGCUGUGGCACUGGCCACCGCAUCGGCCGACACCCAUGAGCGUAAAACUCGUGCCGCCGAGGGUUACUUCUACCCGCAGCCCAAUGUGCCGUUCGAGCUGCCGCCUCGCACCACCUCCCCACCACCCACCAGGCCGCCCACUCGGCCACCCACUCCUCCCCCGACCAGGCCACCCACUCGUCCACCGACGAGGCCACCACCCACUUACUUGGCGCCCACCAACAAGCCUCUGCCGCCGGUGACCACCCGUGCUCCACCACCACCGCCGCCACCGAGGACCCCUCCUCCAACUAGGCCACCAACCAGGCCACCAACCACCCGUCCCCCGGCAACCUAUCUGCCACCCACCAACAAGCCACUGCCGCCAGUGACCACUCGUCGCCCGACGCCUCCUCCGCCACCAAGGACCACCGUUCGUCCUACCACUCCGGCUCCCACCUACCUGCCACCCACCAACAAGCCUCUGCCGCCAGUGACCACCCGUGCUCCACCACCACCACCGCCGCCAAGGACUCCUGCCCCAACCAGGCCACCAACUCGGCCACCAACCACCCGUCCCCCGGCAACCUAUCUGCCACCCACCAACAAGCCACUGCCGCCAGUGACCACCCGUCGCCCAACGCCGCCACCCACCAGGCCACCAACCCGCGCUUCGACUCCGGCUCCUACCUACCUGCCGCCCACGAACAAGCCUCUGCCUCCAGUGACCACCCGUGCUCCAGUGCGCACCACCCAGCCACCAACCAGGCCACCAACUCGUCCACCAACCAGGCCGCCAACCACCUAUCUGCCACCCCCGACUGUGCGCACCACACAGCCCACUAGGCCACCAACUCGUCCUCCUACCAGGCCACCAACCACCUACCUGCCACCCCCAACUGUGCGCACCACGCGUCCUCCUCCACCACCCACUCGCCCCCCGACUGCACCACCAACCACUCGUAGGUUGACCACCCCGGCUCCUACCUACCUGCCGCCCACCAACAAGCCUCUGCCACCAGUGACCACCCGUGCCACGACCAAGGCUCCACUGCGCACCACCCAGCCUCCUACCAGGCCACCAACCAGGCCACCAACCCAGCCACCAACUCGCCCACCAACUCGCCCACCCACUCGUCCACCAACCACAUACCUGCCUCCCGUAACCGUUCGCACCACUCGUCCUCCUCCACCACCCACCCGUCCUCCCACCCGUCCCCCAACCCGUCCCCCAACCCGUGCAUCCACUCCUGCUCCCACAUACCUGCCACCCACUAACAAGCCCCUGCCGCCAGUGACCACCCGUGCCACGACCAAGGCUCCACUGCGCACCACUCAGCCUCCUACCAGGCCACCAACCCGCCCACCCACUGCUCCUCCCACCAAGCCACCCACCCGUCCCCCAACCCGCCCACCAACUCCUCCUCCCACUUACCUGCCACCCGUGACGGUGCGUACUACUCGUCCUCCGCCACCACCCACCAAGCCACCAACCCGUCCCCCCACCAGGGCUACCCAGCCACCCACUAGGCCACCAACCAAGCCUCCCACCAGGCCACCAACCCGUCCCUCGACUCCGGCUCCCACUUAUCUGCCACCCACCAACAAGCCCCUGCCGCCAGUGACCACUCGUGCCACGACCCGUGCUCCAGUGCGCACCACCCAGCCUCCUACCAGGCCACCAACCAGGCCACCAACUCGUCCUCCCACCACCUAUCUGCCACCCCCUGUGCGCACCACCCAGCCCACUAGGCCACCAACUCGUCCUCCUACCAGGCCACCAACCACCUACCUGCCACCCCCAACUGUGCGCACCACGCGUCCUCCUCCACCACCCACUCGCCCCCCGACCGCACCACCAACCACCCGUAGGUUGACCACCCCGGCUCCUACCUACCUGCCGCCCACCAACAAGCCCCUGCCUCCGGUGACCACCCGUGCCACCACCAGGGCUCCAGUGCGCACCACCCAGCCUCCUACCAGGCCACCAACCCGCCCUCCCACUCGUCCACCAACCACAUACCUGCCACCCCCGACUGUGCGCACCACGCGUCCUCCUCCACCACCAACUCGCCCACCCACUCGUCCCCCAACCCGUCCUCCUCCUCCCCCACCCACGUACCUGCCCCCGGUCACCACCCGUGCCACCCGCCCGCCACCACCACCCACCGUGAGGACCACUCCUUAUGUGCCACGUCCCACUGUGAGGACGACACAGUAUGUGCCACCGGUGACCGUGAGGACCACGCCCUACGUGCCCCAGACCACCAAGCACCAGGGCUACCAGUACCCACCCCCCAGCAUCCCCUUCGAGUUCUAGGGCGAUGAGGUGCUCCCCCACUCCUCCGUCACCGUCUAGCAGCGCAGUAGCAGGCACUUGUCCAGGGCUAGAUUGGUCUAGUCAUACUCGUACAGUCUAAUGUCACACGAUCACGAUUCCGGAAGGACGACACCUGUUUGUUUUUAUUUUAUUUUUGUAAUGUAAUUAAUGCCCACACAGCCAGGGCUCACUGUCCAUGGGUCCAUUAAGGGCAGUACCAGUACCAGUACCAGUACAGUACAGUCUCUAUCCAACUCUUGCUAUGUUCUAUGUUACCACGCUACACGAUCGAUGGGCCCCGUCGCCUGUGACGGGCGCCAGCUCAAGACUAUAUAGCUCUAUAUUACGAUUAAAUAAACCCUUUAUUCGGAUCGCUGA
This is a messenger RNA of Drosophila serrata, 2888 nucleotides long. RefSeq lists its product as uncharacterized. The record is from RefSeq and is a predicted model, not a curated record. NCBI's taxonomy places the organism in Eukaryota, Metazoa, Arthropoda, Insecta, Diptera, Drosophilidae.